ACCUAUAUACCAAAGAGAGAGAGAGAGAGAGAGAGAGAGAAAGUUUCAUCACAUGCAAUCCACUUUCACAUGCAAAGCCAAAAUUUCCCUCAGCAACAAGAAAGGCACAAAACCCUCAUCAUAUCAAUGGCGCAGACACUAGUCUUGGUGUCCUCAAAUGCACUACUAUGAGCUACCACUAUAUAUAAAUAUAUAUCUGCCUCUUCCUCAUACUACCACUAUCUUAGCAUUAAACUCUUAUUAUUGCUUUCAACCCAAAAUUUUAUGGACCUCUUUGAACCAAACCCCAUUUAAGUUAUUUCUUCUAAACAUAACCAAAUUCUCUUUGUGGUAGAAGCAAAGUUUUGGAAAAAUGAGAGCAGGAGUUUGCAGCAUACAGCUACAGGCUUUGACACCAGAGGCUGCAACCCUAGUUAAGCAAGCUGUUACUCUUGCCACAAGAAGAGGACAUGCUCAAGUUACACCUCUUCAUAUUGCUACUGUCAUGCUUGCUACUUCCACUGGCCUUCUCCGCAAAGCUUGCCUUCAGUGCCACGCUCAUCCUCUCCAAUACAAGGCAUUAGAACUUUGCUUCAAUGUUUCCCUCAACCGUUUGCCAGCCUCCACACCAAGCCCUCUUCUGAGUGCUUCAUAUUCCGCCACUCCCUCACUCUCCAAUGCCUUGGUUGCAGCCUUCAAGCGAGCUCAGGCUCACCAACGCCGUGGUUCCAUUGAGAACCAGCAGCAACCCAUUUUGGCCUUGAAGAUUGAGGUGGAGCAGCUCAUAGUCUCUAUCCUUGAUGACCCUUUCAUUAGCAGGGUCAUGACAGAAGCUGGUUUCUCUACUGCCUUUGUCAAAACCAGGGUUGAACAAGCUGUUUCAAUGGACGUUUGUUCACAAGAACAAGCUUCCCAGGAAAACACCACCAAGCUUCAAGUUCUUGGUGGUAGGAACACGUCCCCACCAAGAUCUUUUAGUCAAUUCGGGGGCUCAUUCAUCAAGUCUGUGGACCAUGUUAACGAUGAAACUGCUGGUGUAGAUGAUGUAACAAGUGCUUUGAAUUCACUUGUGAGCAAGAGGAGAAACACGGUAAUUGUUGGGGAGAGUCUUGCUAGUGCUGAGGGAGUAGCUAGGGGAGUGAUGCAAAGGUUGGAGAAUCCUCAAGGAGAGUUGAGGUUUGUGCAAUUUGUGAGUCUUCCUCUUUUCUCCUUCAGGAACAUUAGCAAGGAGGAGGUCGAAAGGAAACUGCUAGAGCUUAGAAGCCUGGUAAAAAGUCACGUGGGAAGAGGCUUCAUUCUAUACUUGGGUGAUCUCAAGUGGUUGUUUGAGUUCUGGUCAAGUUAUUGUGAGCAAAGAACAAACUACUACAGUUCUGUGGAGCAUAUGGUGAUGGAGCUUAAAAAAUUAAUCGGUGGAAAUGGGGAGAAUGGUAGAUUGUGGCUUAUGGGGAUUGCAACUUUUAGAACAUACAUGAAGGGCAAAGCAUGUCACCCUUCCCUUGAAACUAUUUGGGAUCUUCACCCUUUCACAGUUCCAGUUGGUAGCCUGAGCCUGGGUUUAAAUUUUGAUAGUGAUUUUCAAGUUCAGGAGAGAAGCAAGGCAACAUUCAAGGAAUCUUUUGAAGAACGGGCCAAAGUGCGCAAACAUUUAACUUGCUGCAGAGAUUGCUCAUUGAAUUUUGAAAAAGAAGCUAAAAGCAUCGCCAAUAGUAUUACUAUAAGCAAGAGAGACUGCACUACUAGCUUGCCAACAUGGCUCAAAAAUUGCAAGGAAGAGAGAAGUCACGUGAUGGAUGAUCAGGAAAAUUCUAAGCUUAAGGAAAUAGGCAAGAAAUGGAACUCUUUCUGCAGUUCAGCACAUGGUUAUCCCUCCAAUCUUGAGAAACAAUUUUUGUUCAUUUCAUCAUCGCCUUCAUCCCCUACUUCAGCCUCUUCACAUGAAAGAAAGUCUAGCUUCAAUCUCACCCACCUAAAUUGGCCAGUCAUUUCUGAACCAAAAGAAGUGGCUAAAGAAUGUCAGUUAUACACUGAGACUACUGUCAGUGAUGAGUGUUAUGAAGGUAACUUGAUAAUGUUCAUGCCAGAGAGAAACAUUCCUAGGCCAGAUCUUUUGUCCAAUCCCAAUUCUAGUCCCAAUUCAGCUUCUUCAAGUGAGGCAGCUGAAGGUUUGGAUAGCACUCAAUUGUUCAAAGAGCAUAAUGACGAGAAUCUAAAGAUUCUCAACGAUGCAUUGCAGAAAAAGGUUCCACAAAAUAAAGAAAUGGCUAAGGAGAUUGCAAGCAGUGUGCUUCUUUCCAGGUCAGGAAUGAGAAAAGGAGAGAAUCACUUGGUGAAGAGAGAAGAUAGACAAGAAACUUGGUUUUUCUUUCUAGGUAUGGAUUCUCGAGCAAAAGAAAUGGUCUCAAAAGAGCUAGCUAAAGUUGUCUUUGGCUCUUACAGCAACUUUGUCCCCAUUGGUGUAAGCAGUUUUUCUACCUCAAGAGGUGGUGAUUCCACGAACGAGGAGUCCAAAAAUAAAAGACCACGAGAUGAGUUUGGUGGCAGUUAUCUUCAGAGAUUUGGAGAAGCUGUGAAUGAGAAUCCUCACAGGGUGUUCUUCAUGGAAGAUUUGGAGCAAGUUGAUCACUUUUCAAAAAAGGGUGUUAAGAAAGCAAUUGAAAAUGGAACUAUAACCCUUCCUUGUGGUGAAUCUGUGCCUCUCAAGGAUGCCAUUGUCAUUUUCAGCUGUGAAAACUUUAGUUCAGCGUCAAAAGCCUCUUCUCCUGCAAGAACUACUUCUCCAUCUUCUGAUGAAAACAUGGAAAAAGAUAAUCUUAAUAACUCAGAAGAGAAAAUUCCAUGCCUUUCUUUGGAUCUGAACAUGGCCAUUGAAGUUGAUGCGCAAAAAAAUGUGCAUCUAGAUGAAGUCACUGCUGAGAUCCUGGACUUAGUUGAUAACCAAAUUAAGUUUCAAGUAUGAAUGAGAAAUAAUUUUCUCUGUUUUUA
This is a messenger RNA of Vigna umbellata (rice bean), 2964 nucleotides long. NCBI's taxonomy places the organism in Eukaryota, Viridiplantae, Streptophyta, Magnoliopsida, Fabales, Fabaceae. The record is from RefSeq and is a predicted model, not a curated record.